Messenger RNA from Piliocolobus tephrosceles (Ugandan red Colobus), 2081 nucleotides. It is a transcript of the gene PLAAT5, whose product is annotated as phospholipase A and acyltransferase 5. The transcript is spliced from 6 exons. Gene Ontology annotation, cellular component: cytoplasm. NCBI's taxonomy places the organism in Eukaryota, Metazoa, Chordata, Mammalia, Primates, Cercopithecidae. The record is from RefSeq and is a predicted model, not a curated record. Gene Ontology annotation, biological process: N-acylphosphatidylethanolamine metabolic process. Gene Ontology annotation, molecular function: A2-type glycerophospholipase activity; glycerophospholipid phospholipase A1 activity. The coding region runs from base 1074 to 1847 and encodes 257 amino acids.
UCGAUCUCCUGACCUCGUGAUCCGCCCGUCUCGGCCUCCCAAAGUGCUGGGAUUACAGGCUUGAGCCACCGCGCCCGGCCCCUUUGUUCUUUUAUAAAUAGCGAGCUCCCAGGAAAGUUUCCUCCCCUUUUCAGGCAUAUACAUGGUGGGAACUUCCACAGGGAGGAGGGGUGCUUACCUAAAACAAACUCACAGUUAUGCAAACAAAAAAGGCGGUGCUUUGUGCUUGCAUAGAUACAUACCCACAGCUGCAUGAGAUAAGACAGCUUUACUGAUAAGUUACUCAAACUACUACAGAGAUAAGAGGUUUUCUUGCAAAAGCUUUUGAAUUCAGCUGUAACAGGGCAAUCCACUUGCAUACGUAUUCAGCUCACUGUGGAGAGCUUUCUUCUUUCGCUUAUUAAACUUUUCACUUCCACCUCACCCUGUGUCCCGUUCCUUAGUUUUCUUGGAGUAGGACAAAGAAUCCCAGGUAUUAGUCCAAAUAAGGAGAAAAUGCUACAUUAAAGUACAUUGGCAAGAUGGCAACAGGUGUAUUCCAUGUACUUUUUCGUAUGUUAUCUAUCACGUAUGUGUAGAUUUCAUUUGCUAUAUUUUUUAAAAACAAAAUAACUGAAUUGUUCAAGAUUUUAACUCCUGAUUGUGCCUUCCAAGGCUUCCUAAUCUGGUCUCCAUUUACCCCUCCAUGUCACGCCUCUGUUCCAAACCGUUCAGCUUCUCCAGCCAGUUUAGGCACCACCUCUGAGCCUUUGCUGUUUCCAUGACCUUCCCCGAAACGAAUAACCUCCUUCACCCCCCUCCCCCUAAAAGACCCACAGAUUCCCGGGCCUCUAAGCGCCCCAUUUCGCCCCACUCUGUCCUCGGACGCGUCACUGCGCCCGCGCCACUGUCGCCGCCCCGCGCGCCUCUGCCGUUUGCCGCCCGCGGCGCUUUCCCCUCCGCGGUUCCUCCCCGAGCCGACCCCAGCGCCCACGAUUCCGCAGCUCCACCGACCAGGGGCCGCGCAGACCGGGAACUCACCAGGAGCGUAGUCGCUUGCAAGGCCUGGGGGCCGGCGAGGCAGCAGAGGCGGGAUGGACCUGAGCCCGGGGGCCCGGGGGAAGUACGCGCCCCGCCUCCCUAGGAUUCCCCCACCCAGCCCCAAACCCGCCUCGCGAACCGCCGGUACCGGGCGCAAGGACCAGCAGCCUGCGCCCAGACGUUCAACUGUGCCCCACUCAGAAGAAUCCGUGGGAUCCGCAGCAUUGGUCCAGCUCCCAGCCAAGCAGCCUACGCCGGGCAUAUUAGAACAGGGCAGAAGCAUCCAGCAAGGGGAGAAGCCUGUAGUUAGCUUGGAGACCACACCCAGCCAGAAAGCAGACUGGAGUUCAAUUCCCAAGCCUGAGAAUGAAGGCAAGUUAAUAAAGCAAGCAGCUGAGGGAAAACCAAGACCCAGACCUGGAGACCUGAUUGAGAUUUUUCGAAUUGGCUAUGAGCACUGGGCCAUCUAUGUAGAAGAUGAUUGCGUGGUCCAUCUGGUUCCCCCAAGUGAGGAGUUUGAGGUGGGCAGCAUUACUUCUAUCUUUAGCAAUUGGGCUGUGGUGAAAUACAGUCGUCUGGAGGAUGUGCUGCAUGGCUGCUCCUGGAAGGUCAAUAACAAGCUAGAUGGGACGUACCUGCCCCUGCCGGUGGACAAGAUCAUCCAGCGUACAAAAAAGAUGGUCAACAAGAUCGUGCAGUACAGCCUGAUUGAAGGGAACUGUGAGCACUUUGUCAAUUGCCUCAGAUACGGCAUACCCCGGAGCCAGCAGGUAGAGCACGCCCUGAUGGAAGGAGGAAGGCUGCUGGAGCAGUUAUUUCAGCUGUAGUGGAUAGCAUAAAGCCCAAACCAAUAACUGCCUGAAGGUGAUGAGAACUCCAACUAGAGGAAGAGUUACUGACACAAGCAAAAAGAACAUGCUUCCUUCCCUUGCCUUCUCUCAAUGCCUCCGAUUAAGAAAACUGUGAACUUCUGGAAGAAUCUACAAUGUAUCCAAUUACCCUUCCAGAAAUACAUCCAAUAUAUACAAGCAUAGACCCACAGACUCUCAGGAUGGGAAGGA